Culicoides brevitarsis is the source of this 1523-nucleotide messenger RNA. It is a transcript of the gene wcd, whose product is annotated as U3 small nucleolar RNA-associated protein 18 homolog. Lineage: Eukaryota; Metazoa; Arthropoda; Insecta; Diptera; Ceratopogonidae. The record is from RefSeq and is a predicted model, not a curated record. Gene Ontology annotation, biological process: rRNA processing. The transcript has 2 exons. Bases 134 to 1486 code for a protein of 450 amino acids. Gene Ontology annotation, cellular component: small-subunit processome; Pwp2p-containing subcomplex of 90S preribosome. Gene Ontology annotation, molecular function: protein binding.
CAAAAGUCUCGUGGCAAACAAUAACAAACAAUUUUUCACACACAUUUCUCAAAUUUUUAUGCGAUUUUAGCCCAAUAUCGCUCAAAAAAUCAUCAAAUAAAGUCUUUGGCAACAUUCAAUUUCUCAAAAAAGAAUGGAUAGCGAUUUAGACGACAUUAUUCACGAUAGUCAUCCAACAACUUCCGUUCCCGUCAAAUCUGAGGCUUCUGAUGAUGAAACUCCCGAAAUUUUCAUCGGCAAAGAACGUGUCUUGAAAAAACUUGAGCAACUCACGAAGGGACCUGGAUAUGAAGUUGACAGAAAACGUCCUGUUUGGCACGAUGAAGACGACGACACCUCCGACGACGAUGAAGAAACCAACAAAACUGCUUACAAAAGAAAGAAAUUGGAUAAAAAUCAACGCACGAGAGAACUUCACAAAUUAUCAGGCGAACCGGAUUGGGUAAAAGGCCCGCGCGAUAGUGACUCGAGCGAUGAUGAAUUGGCGCAAACAGCAACAAAAUUCGUCGAAAAAGACUCUUCGAGGUUGCAAGAAGGGGUUUUGGUGAUAAAACGAUUGAAGGAUUUGAACAGAUCGACGUAUACGGAGAAAAAAAUUAGUUCCGUGAUUUUUCAUCCGACAUCGACAGUCGCAAUUUGCACGGGAGAGAAUGGCGUUGCGAACAUUUAUACGGUUGAUGGGAAGAAAAACGAAAAAUUGCACAGCAUAGCGUUCGAAAACUUUGAUAUCACGUGUGCGGGUCUCGUUGAUGGACAAGAACUCAUUGUCGGAGGUCGUACAAAGAACUUUUUCACGUACGAUUUGUUGUCAGGAAAAUCCAAAAAAAUUCUUCUCCCCAAAAAUAUAACAAAACUCAAAAAAUUCGUAAUUUCUCCGUGCGGCAAAUUCAUCGCUUCUGUCGGGCGUUUUGGAGAAAUCCAUUUAUUCAGCGUGAAAUCGAAAGAACUCAUCCGAACAUUCAAGCAAGAAUAUUUUUGCUCAGCUCUGGCCUUCACAGCGGAUUCCAAAAGCAUCUUUUGUCACAGCAUCAGUAACGAAGUCACGAUCCUCGACAUUGCAGGCGGGAGAAUUUCCCAUAAAUGGAGCGACGAUGGAUGCAUUAAUGGUUCAACGAUCUCCGUAACGGAAAAUUUAGUCGCAACGGGAAGCAAACAAGGCGUCGUAAACAUUUACGACAUAAAUGACGUGCGAAAAACGCAAUAUCCUCAAACGAAAAAGGCAAUUUUGAAUUUGACGACAGCAAUUACGGCGACAGUUUUCAAUCCAAGUUCGGAAAUUUUAGCAAUGUGCAGCGUGGAUGUCGCUGAAGCAGCAAGAAUGAUCCAUUUUCCGAGUCUGACAGCUUUUAACAACUUUCCGGGACAAAUUUCGCGCUUUGGACAUCCUCGUGUGAUGGCAUUUUCGCCAAUGGGAGGAUUUUUCGCAGUUGGAAAUCGUAAUAAAACUGUAGCGCUUUACAGAUUGAAGCAUUAUAACAACUAUUGAAACAAAAUUUUGGUCUAUUUGAAUAAAAAACAAAAUA